AUGAACAAUUUUGGCUGCAAGUUUCCAGAAUACAUCGGUAAUUUGUCGAGAAACCUUGAAUAUUUGAAUCUAGACAAUGAUCAUAUAUUCGGAAGCAUUCCACCCGGGAUUGUAAAUCUUGUUGGCUUGCAGAGUUUGAGUAUGCAGCUUAACCAAUUCACUGGUACUAUUCCAAGUGAGAUUGGAAAGCUUCAAAAUCUACACAUAUUGAAUCUCGACAACAAUUCAUUGUCUGACCUAUCCCAAAACAAAUUGAGUGGUUCUCUUCCCACGGAAGUUGCAAAUUUGAUAAACCUUUGUUACUUGGAUGUCUUAUAUAACUUGUUAUCUAGUGAAAUUCUGAGCACUCAAGGCCGCUGCACAAGCCUGGAAAUGCUGCAUUUGGGGAACAACUUUUUCAACGAAACCAUUCCUUAUUCUUUGAGUUUCUUGAGAGGCCUUGGAGAGUUGGGUCUCGCAAACAAUAACUUGUCUGGUGAAAUUCCUAUUUUUGGGUCUGUGUACAAAGGAGUUAUUAAUGAAAGAAUUGUCACUGUGAAGGUGCUAACGGCAUGUUCGACGAUAGAUUAUCAGGGUCAUGACUUCAAGGCCCUGGUUUAUGAGUUCAUGGUCAAUGGGAGCCUUGAAGAGUGGUUACAUCCAAAUUGCAAUGAAGAUUUGUCAAAUGAAGAGUUUAAGAAGCUAAACCUUCUUCAAAGACUAAAUAUUAUCAUUGAUGUUGUUUGUGCCUUGAAUUAUCUUCACAACCAGGCCCAAUCCCUGACAGUCCACUGCAAUCUUAAGCCAAGCAACAUUCUUCUGGACAAAGAUAUGACUGGGCAUGUUGAAUAUGGUAUGGGAUGUGAGAUCUCGGCAUAUGGUGAUAUCUACAGUUUUCGCAUCCUUGUGUUAGAAAUGUUUACUGGGAAGAGACCCACCAAUGAAAUGUUUAAAGAUGGGUUAAGCCUCCAUAGCUUUGUGAAAGAGGCUUUGCCCUACAGUGUAUCACAGAUUUCAGACCCAACACUUUUUAAGAUCGAAGGGGAAGAAGAAGAAAUCUUCAUAAGAGGUGAAAAGAUUGUGGAGUGCAUGAGUUUGAUACUUGAAAUUGGAUUCAUUUGUUCUUCAAAAUUGCCUAGAGAAAGAAUGGACAUUAAUGAUGCUGCAGCUAAAUUGCAUUUCAUCAAAGACACUCUUCUAGGAUCUAAAAUACAUUGA
Molecule: messenger RNA, 1197 nt
Organism: Camellia sinensis
Lineage: Eukaryota; Viridiplantae; Streptophyta; Magnoliopsida; Ericales; Theaceae
Source: RefSeq, a predicted model, not a curated record